UGCAAGGUACAAGUGCCGUCGAAUGUUAAACCAAACGAAACUCGCUUCAGUGCCAAUUCCGUAAACAAACGAAGAAAUGGCGAUCUCUUCCACUGAUCUCUUCGUAGUGUCGUUCAUCACUCUGUCUCUCUUCCUUGUGAUUUCCAAAGCUGAAUCGGAAUCAGAGCUGGUAGCCGAUCUCCUAGCCCUCCAGUCCGAAUCAAAAUCAGGAGUCAUCCACUUAGACGACCGGACCGUCUCCAAAUUCCUGACAUCCCCGAAAACCCCUCGCCCUUACUCUUUCAUCAUCUUCUUCGACGCCACCCAACUCCACGACAAAUCCGAGCUCCAUCUCCGGGAACUCCGGAACGAGUUCGCCCUCGUCGCCUCCUCUUUCAUCACUAACAACAACAGCUCCAAUACCAAGCUCUUCUUCUGCGACAUCGAGUUCCGCGAAUCCCAAUCCUCCUUCCACCUCUUCGGCGUCAAUUCCCUCCCCCACAUCCGCCUCGUCGGCCCCACUGCCAAAUCCCUGAAAGAUGACUCGGAGCAAAUGGACCAGGGGGAUAUCUCCCGAAUGGCUGAGUCGAUGGCCGAGUUCAUCGAGUCCAGAACAAAACUCACCGUGGGUCCCAUCCAUCGUCCGCCCAUUCUUUCUAAAAGGCAACUCGCUCUAAUCGCUGCCCUUUUGUUAAUUUGGUCUCCGUUUGUCGCCAAGAAAAUCUUCGCCGGCGAAACCCUCUUGCACGAUCCCAAAAUUUGGCUUUCCGGAGCCGUUUUUGUCUACUUCUUCAGCGUUUCGGGGGCAAUGCAUAAUAUAAUAAGGAAAAUGCCGAUGUUUUUGGUGGAUAGGAACGAUCCAAACAAAUUGGUUUUCUUUUACCAGGGAUCGGGGAUGCAGCUAGGAGCGGAAGGGUUCGCGGAUGCGACCGCCAAGCGUGUGGCGAUGCUUGUUGCGAUUUUCGUUUCGUUCUGGGCGGUGAAGAAAGUGAUUCUCUUGGACAAUUGGAAGACUGGAUAUGGGGUUCAUGGAUUCUGGCCUUCCAGUUGGAACUGAAGGCAUUAUCCUUCUUUGUUUUCUUGGCUACUAUGAGGUGAAUUAUGGUUUUGACAUUUGGAGAAUUUAGUUGAGAACUUGAUAUCAAUUUUCGAUUUUUAAAUGUAUAACUUUGCACGAAAUGUUGGGCUUAUAGAACCAUUAGUUGAUUACAAGUUGACAUCUUUGCUUGAAAAGUGCAUUUGCUAUAAGAUUUUCAGAUGUUAAUUAUAGUGCCUUA
Molecule: messenger RNA, 1256 nt
Organism: Theobroma umbraticum
Lineage: Eukaryota; Viridiplantae; Streptophyta; Magnoliopsida; Malvales; Malvaceae
Product: Oligosaccharyltransferase complex/magnesium transporter family protein
Cellular component (GO): oligosaccharyltransferase complex
Source: RefSeq, a predicted model, not a curated record